GUGAAGGAGAAAGGCAGGCUAUACUUCAGUGCUGCUGUUGGAGGGACUUCUUUCUUUGCAGAAAGACUUUUUUAUGCCCUCCCACCUGCUUUUCGAAAUCCACUAACCACAAAAUUUACUCCAUCUACUUUUUUCUCUCUCCCUUCCACACUCCCUCUCUCUUUUUAGCAGCAACAUACAAGCCGGCCAUAUUAGAGAGAUGGAAAUAAAGCUUCCUUAAUGUUGUAUGUGUCUUUGAAGUACAUCUGUGCAUUUUUUUUUUUUAGCAUCUAACCAUUCCUCCCUCGUAGCCCUCGGCCCCUCAAAUCACCCUCUCCCCUAUCCCACCCGACUAACAUCUCAGUCUGAAAAUGCACAGAAAUGCCUGGCUACCUCGCCCUGCCUUCAGUCUCACGGGGCUCAGUCUCUUUUUCUCUUUGGUGCCACCAGGGAGGAGCAUGGAAGUCACAGUACCUAACACCCUCAACGUCCUCAAUGGCUCUGAUGCCCGCCUGCCCUGCACCUUCAACUCCUGCUACACCGUGAACCACAAACAGUUCUCCCUGAACUGGACUUACCAGGAGUGUAACAACUGCUCCGAGGAGAUGUUCCUCCAGUUCCGCAUGAAGAUCAUUAAUCUGAAGCUGGAGCGGUUCCGAGACCGCGUGGAGUUCUCGGGGAACCCCAGCAAGUAUGACGUGUCAGUCACCCUGAAGAAAGUACAGCUAGAGGACGAGGGCACCUACAACUGCUACAUCAUGAACCCGCCUGACCGCCACCGCGGCCACGGCAAGAUCUAUCUGCAGGUCCUCAUGGAAGAGCCCCCCGAGCGGGAUUCCACGGUGGCCGUGAUCGUGGGCGCCUCCGUCGGAGGCUUUCUGGCUGUGGUCAUCUUGGUGCUGAUGGUGGUGAAGUGCGUGAGGAGGAAAAAAGAGCAGAAACUGAGCACGGAUGACCUGAAGACUGAGGAGGAGGGCAAGACCGACGGAGAGGGCAACGCGGACGACGGCGCCAAGUAACGGCGGCGGCCCUGCGGCCCUGCGGCCCCGCCCCGUGCGCUGCCCCUCCCACCCUCGCCCCGCCCCGCCCCGCCCCGCCCCGCCUGCCCUCUCUCGGUGUGCUUCUCUCGAGCCAGGAUCCCCCGGCCCGCCUGGGGCCUCCUCCUGAGCCCCUCCCUUCCUGUCCCCUGCACCAAGAGUGACCCACCUCUCUUUGAUUUGAGAAACCUGCUGGGGUCUGGGAUGUGUGGGCCCUGGGUGGGGGUGGGGGGGAGGGAGAAGCGGGGUGAAAACUGCCAGCCCCUGAGAGGAGGCAGGAGGCCUGGGGAGGGGCGCAGAGAGAGGAGGGGGCCAGCUGUCCAGCCUGCCCAGGGCGUGGGCUGAUCUGGUGGUGGCUCCAGAGGGGGCCUGAAGGUGGGACAGGCCUCUGGGGCUGCCCCUCCAAGUGGGGGCGGGGCCCAUGGCCCGGCUCCCAGCCCGGGGCGACCUCGUCAUGAGGGUGGUGACGCCUUCCUGUAACUUGGGGGCUUGUUGAAGGGGACACCUGUGCGUUUCCUGGGUGUGGAAGGAAGGGGAGCCGGGGCUGGAGGCAGCCAGAGACAAGCCUUGACCCCGGGAUCUCUACUCCUCGCCCUUCCCCACCUCGUCUGCUUCCACAGAUGCCCCUGGGUCUCCACUGGCUGCCAAGCCUUUGGGACUUCUGGCGAGAAAAGCACCAAAGGGCUGCUGAGUGAGGCCGUGCGGCAGGGGUGGGGUCUGUCUGGCUGGUGGUCUGUUUUCACCACAGUUACCCACCAACAGGAGAUGAACUUCAAAGUCAGAGGAGAGAGAGACAAGGGGCUGGGGCCUCUGUUGUAGAAUGGAGUUCAUGGUCAACUGCCUUCUGGCCCGGGUGGUGGCUCUCACUGGGCCAGGAGCCGCCUGCCUCAGGUGGGGAGAUGAGGGCGGGGGGCGGGGGGGCACAUUGGAGGAGCUGUGCGCAGAGUGGAGGCUUCACUGGGACUCCUGCUCAAACUUUCCCGCGCUCAGCAGGGUUUCACCCGGCUUUCAGCCGGGAGGGAAGCCUCUGAGACCGUGUGGCCGUGUCACAUCUGGAGCCAUGUUACACCCUCCCCCGCCUGGACGACUGUCUCUGUGGAGAGCAGAGUAGCAUUUGUGGGGAGCCAACUUUCACUGCCAUUUUAUUCACACAGAGAGGGAAUUGCUUAAACCUCAGGAGAGGGAGAGAGACAGAGAGAAACUGCCUUGGAAGGCCCUCGGAGAUCAACUAGCCUAGUCACCCAUACUACAGACCUGGAGACUGAGGGUCACAUUCACAGAAACCAAGGGGCCUGCUUCUCCUUGGGUUUCUUCUUUUCCAGUUUGAAUCAACAGAGCUACAGUUUGUGGAAGAGAUGUGGAGAGGGAGUCAGGCUCCUCCAGCCCCACUCACCUCUUGGGAGUCCAGCCCUCGGGCUGUGACUAAGGCUGGGAUGGGGUGAUGGCAGUGGGAGGGCAGAGCUGCCGGAAUGCCCCACCCUGCCCCAAGCAGACCCUCUGCAGAGCUUCCCAAUCUUUCUCGGAGCUGCCCAGGCUGAGGGAGUCAGUGCCCAGAACCCUAGAACCGGAGUCUGGGGAAAUGGGGUGAAGACAGGACUCCAACAGUCUCUGGGACCAUUCUCUGCCUCUGCCCAGCAAAGGGGAGAGAGCAAUCGCGUAUGGACGAUUCACUUUAAUUCACUUCAACUCACCAUUCAUUUAUUGAGCAUCUCCUAUGUGCCAGGCACUGGGCCAGGUGCUGGGGAUGUACACAAAACCGUAACGGAGCUGGGAACCGCUAGGUCAGCACUAUGGGGAACCAAGGUGAUUUUUUUUUUUUUUUUUUGGUGCAUCUAAUUCCACCUCUGCAGCUACUGCUUCCAGGGCUGGGGUAGGAGAAGAAGGAAGAGAUUCCAGAAUCUGGGCCCUGGGAAGGGAAGAAAGGAAGGAAAAAGGGAAGAUACAAUAGGGAAGAGGGUGAGAGGCCAGGCAGAGUGUGCACAGAGUUGGGGAUGGGCCACAGCCUGAGAGCUCCUGAGUGGGAUGAGUCCAGCUCAUCUGAAAAUUCUAAGUCAUCAGUACCUAACUGCCAAUCAACACACUGCCAAUGUGGGGUGGGCUAAGCCCCCAGGACACCUGGGGUGGGUGGACAUUGCCCAUCCUUGAAGCCAACCAGCUGAGAUGAGAGAGGUGGGUGGUGGGCACCUUGAUCUCCAGCCAAGAUCAAGGGUGGUUGUAACAACACAUCUGCCCCUUGCAGAUUUCGCUUUUUUGGCAACUUCUUAAGUGCUCUCUUCUUCCAGGAUGAGGAAGGAUCUGUGCAGAUGCUGGGAACUCUUCUUUUUCAUAACAUUUAGGGGAAUUAUUUGCAAGAUUCCCUAAGUUUAUUCUAAGAAAUUCUACUCUCUAUAAAGGAAGCCCGAGACUUUUGGGUUCCUUCCUUUUUCUGCCCUGACUUGGAGGGUCCUAGGGAGAGUAAUGCCUCUCCAAGGGGCCUCAGACGCCCGAGCCGAUGGGGAGGGGCCAGAAACCACCUUUGUCCCAGGUGCCCAUCUUCAUAUGCUCUUUCUUCCUAAGCCUCUUAAGAGUCUCUUCCAGAGGCCUCAUGGAGCUACCUCCCCUAAGGCGAUGAGGUUGGGAACAAAAUGGGGCUUCUGCGAGUAGAGGUGGGAGACCGGUGAGAUGUCCUCUCGGCACCCUGCUUUCUAGAGUGGACCUCCUCCUGCACCGUGGGGCUCAAGCCCUGCUUCCGGCUGCACAUUCCCAUCACUGCACUCUGCUGGUUUUCUCAACUGCUCCUGCCUCUCCUGCUCUCUCGGAACCCCCUAUCUGUCUCUUUCUCCUAAUUAAGUGUCCCUGUAAAGAGAGGUGGGCUGGCCAACCCAUGGAAUUUAGCUUAUGAAGAACAAAGCACACUUUUUCAGGACUGAAAUGCCUUGAGGUGCCUUGGAACUGGCUUUGGAAAUAGCUAUCUGCCCCCUGGCUCUGGGCUAAUCACACUUUAUUCUCGAUUUAUAAAAAGGAGAAGCUGGAUCCGUAUUUCUCCUUGUGACUCUCCUUGGUGAGGCCGGGCUGGUAAGUAUUUGCAAGGUCAGGUUAAGCAGAUGGACAAAUGAAAGUGCUGGCUAGGUCCAAAAAAGAUAGUCCCAGGCCAUAGGAAUGGCUUAAUGCAAUUGGAACGGGUGAUGAAUCAAGAGAUUUUUCUUCCUAUCUGCGUCUUAAGGAUAGACAGCCUGUGUCUUUUGCUGUGCCUCUUGCUGAUGUUGUCCUUUAUUGAAGCUUGCCGAUGCGUUUGUACAUAGUCUAUAUAUAGGUAGAGAUAUAUUAUAUAUACAAAUAUAGGACAUCUCACUACAUCCACCCCCAAAGUUACACUGGGUGGGGGAGAAACAAUCAUUUCUUAAUAUUUUGAGUUGAUUCAUCAAAGGCAAAUUAUGGAAUGUUCUCAUGGCUGUUUGUGCACUUGGAGGGGAAAACACAGCUACUCAUGCAUUUUCUAGGACUGAUGUGCUAUGUGGUGAUGGAAGAGGUGGUGGGGAGAGAAACUCAGGUGGUCCUCUGUGACCCAACCGCUGUGAGGCGUCUGCUUUUGGGAGCAGACUGAGUUUCUUCCACAGCGUGUCUCCUUGCUUGGAUGUAUUGGCUGCAAUAAACUGACGGUCUCCCCUGAA
Molecule: messenger RNA, 4666 nt
Organism: Capra hircus (goat)
Lineage: Eukaryota; Metazoa; Chordata; Mammalia; Artiodactyla; Bovidae
Gene: SCN2B
Product: sodium voltage-gated channel beta subunit 2
Exons: 4
Coding region: 351-998 (215 amino acids)
Biological process (GO): cardiac muscle cell action potential involved in contraction; regulation of sodium ion transmembrane transporter activity; membrane depolarization during cardiac muscle cell action potential
Cellular component (GO): membrane; voltage-gated sodium channel complex
Molecular function (GO): sodium channel regulator activity
Source: RefSeq, a predicted model, not a curated record